GAGCCGGCUCUCCCGGGGCAGAGCCCCAGACCAGCCCCGGCGGGGUGAGCCCUGCUGCCGCUUUCCUUCUCCCUAUGAGCCGGGCGGCCGCGGCCGGGAAGUGUUGCCGGGGAGCGCCUGGCGCAGCCGCCGCUGUCCAUGUUGGAGGGAGCUAGCACCGAGAAGGAGCCCCUGCUGCCUGCCCGGACAGCGGGCCGCGGCCACCCGCACAGGGGAACCUUCGGGGCCGGCGACUGCCCCGAUCCCGCGGCCUCCUGCACCGUCGAGGACGCUGCUGGAGCUGCCCAUGAUCUUUACAUAAACCAAGCUGUAGUAUUUAUUGAAGAUGCAAUACAGUAUCGUUCCAUAAACCACCGAGUGGACUCCAAAUCGCUGUGGCUUUAUCGAUGGUACUAUUCAAAAAUUUGCCAGUGGGUUUUGAGUCUCACCAUUACUCUAAUCCUGGCUCUGGCUUUCAUUGAAACCCCUUCUUCGCUCACGAUCACGUCGGAUGUACGAUAUCGCGGCACAGCCUGGGAGCCUCCUUGUGGCCUGACUGAAAGUAUAGAGCUGCUUUGUUUCCUCGUCUUUAUAGCUGACGUCUCUGGGAAGAGUUAUUUAAUUGGUUGGGAAGAAUUUCGGAAAACGAAAUGGCUGCUGGCUUAUAUCCUGACACUGGUGGUUUCCCUUAUCGACUGGACUGUGUCACUGAGCUUUUCUUGUACAGAGACUAUAAGAAUAAGACGAAUUCUCCGGCCCUUCUUUCUCCUUCAGAACUCCUCUAUGAUGAAAAAGACAUUAAAAUGCAUCAACAGCACUCUGCCAGAAAUGGCAAGCGUUGUUCUGCUGCUAGCUGUUCACUUGUGUCUCUUUACCAUGUUUGGUAUGCUGCUGUUUGCUCGAUCAAAGGAUAAGCAGCAGGACAAGGAAUGGGUGGGAUAUUUUCACAAUUUGCCAGAUUCACUGACUUCACUGCUGGUGCUGCUGACUACUGCAAAUAACCCUGACGUGAUGAUUCCUGCAUAUUCUAAGAAUCGAGCCUAUUCUAUCUUCUUCAUACUCUUCACUGUGUUGGGAAACUUGUUUCUGAUGAACUUGCUGACAGCGAUAAUAUACAAUCAGUUUCGAGGAUACCUUCUGAAAUCGGUUCAGUCCUCGCUCUUGAGGAGACGUUUAGGAAUCCGGGCUGCAUUCGAAGUCCUGUGCUCCCUGAAAGAGUGUCCUGUCAGUACAAAUGAAUUGUGUGUCAAUGCUAAUACCUUACUACAAGUGCUUCAAAAAGUUGAAAUGGAUUUUUGCUGCAAGCAAGCCAUCUUGAGGACAGUUCGGUCAUGCCCUCAUGGCAUACUGUCAGCUGCCCUGUUUCAGAAACUCUUUGAUGAACUCGACAAAGAUCCUGUUAAACAGCAUCCUCCCACACCAGAGUACCAGUCUCCUUUUCUGCAGAAAGUGCAGUUUGCUUUUGGCCAUCACUUCUUUGGCUACUUAGGGAAUGUUGUAGCACUAGCAAACAUUGUUUCUAUCUGUGUCAUCUUGGUAAUGGAUGCAGAUAAGCAGCUUUCUGAACGGGAUGACUACUUCUUGGGGGCUAUAAAUUGUUUUUUUAUCCUGUACUAUCUGCUGGAAAUGCUGCUGAAAAUACUGGCAAUGGGAUUUAAAAGAUACAUAUCGUACCCAAGCAAUAGAUUUGAUGGAUUUCUGACUGUUAUUCUGCUGGUUUUGGAGGUCUCAACUUUUGCUGUGUAUGGAUUUCCUCAUCCAGGCUGGAGACCUGAAAUAAUGGGGUUGCUGUCUCUGUGGGAUAUGGUGCGCCUGGUGAAUAUGCUAAUCGUAUUCAGAUUUCUGCGGAUUAUCCCGAACAUGAAGUUCAUGGCUUUGGUUGCCAGUACAUUGCUGGAUCUGGUGAAAAACUUAAGAGCCUUUGCAGGGCUGCUGGUGGUGGUUUUCUAUGCGUUUGCUAUAACUGGCAUAGGGCUAUUUAAAGGUGCUGUUGUUCCUAUGGGAAAUAUCAGUGUUGUCAAUGCAACAUCUGGUAACAGCACCUUGCAGUGUGGGACCUAUGAGCAGUUGGAGUAUUGGCCAAACAACUUUGAUGACUUUGCUGCUGCGGUAGUAACUCUCUGGGAUAUCAUGGUGGUGAACAAUUGGCAAGUUUUCCUGGAUGCAUUUUCAAGAUACUCAAGUCCGUGGUCAAAGGUCUAUUUUGUAGCCUGGUGGCUAAUUUCCUCUGUCAUUUGGGUCAAUUUGUUCGUAGCCUUACUUCUGGAGAACUUUAUUCACAAGUGGGACCGUCACUCCCAUCGGCAGUCUCUCUCAGAAAUUGAAUACCAGACAACGGUGGAAUUAAUGUUCAGGGAUGUUUUGGAAGAACCUACAGAGGAAGAGCUGAUGGAAAAACUGCACCAGCAUCCACACCUGCAACUGUGUAGAUGACAGAUUGGUGGGAGGACCAGUUUAUUUAUGCCUUUUUUUGCAAUAAGGUUGUCAGCUGGAGGACUGAUUAUUGCAGUGAAAUUGAAUGUAUUUUCUGUAAAGUGCUGUUAACCUGAAAGCUUACAGGAAAGCAUGUAACAUUUUAGUUGGCAUUUUGAUUUUACUCUUGAACACCACCUACAAUGCAGAGAACUGCAGGGAGAACUUUUUUUUUAAAAUAAUCUGCUCCUUUUUUAAAAAAAAACAUUAAAUUCUUCUAAUGUGACUUGAUUUUAGUCAUUUUAUGGGAAUAUGCAGCUGUUAUUUUUUUUAAGUGUCAGGACAAGUAGUUGUAGACCAUUUUAUUUGAUUUUUUUUUUUAAGAAGGAAGAGAGUAUUAAAAUGACAGUGCACUUUAAUGCAAACACUUCUAACCACUAUGCUUGCUGCUUUUUUGUACCAUAAAUAAUGGAACUGCCUAUUCUGGCAUUCAGCGUGUGCCAAGGACCGUGCUUUGAAAUUCUUGAAUGAAUUAGGCAGAGUCAUGCUCUAGAUUCUCAGCCUUUUUGUAAUAAGGGAGAUCGAAACACUAUUUUUAUUGAAAUAUGAUGCCAGCAUUCUUUUAUUUACUAAAUGUUCAUAAUUGUACAAUCCUGUUCAAAAGUUCAGGUCGAAGGUGGAGAUAGUCUGUAUCACAGUUUCCUUUUUUUGGCCGGUGUUAAGGGCUGUGCCCAUGUGGUGAUUGCAUUAUAUUGAUAACAUUAUCAAGGUCAGUAUAAUUUUGGAUGGAACAAACGUGCCCUUGUUUUACAAUCUGGAAUAAUUAAGCUCUACUUCAGAGAAAAUAUGCUCAUGUUGUUUUGAAAAUGAGCUCUUCCUUUUUGCAUUCUGACAAGUCUUGUUUUCCCUGGAUUCAUAUUGAGCCACAAUUUGUUUACUUUUGCAAGAAUUUUAGUGGAAAUCCUGUGCAAAAUAUAGCCAUGUAUCCACCUUGGGUGGAUGGGGAGCAGGCAGUAAUGUUCAGGCUUCCCCCUUAUAAUCUAUACCUGUAUAUAAUAAAUUGAUUUUUAAUUCAGGGGAGUGGAUUUAGGAUAGUAUGUGGUACCAAAAUCAUUUUUUUUUGAGCUGGAUGGGACAAAUCCUGCAAGGUACUGGGCUGCCUCAUUUCUCACUGUAGUCCAUGGAAGCUUGAGGGUGCUUAGAAUCAUGCAAGAUCAUAUCCUUUGUGCUAGCUGUUUUCCCCAGUUCUGGUUAAACAUUUAUUGUAUCAUAGACGUCAGAGAUGGGGGGGAAGGGCCUAUUAGGUCAUCUAGUCCAUCACCUUGGAAUCAACACAGGAUUGUUCCCUAUUUUCUAGCUUUUUUUCCAAUACAGUUCCACAGCAAGACACUCGCACAGUUGAACAGCUUCCACUAUCUGAUGCAUCUCAUCAGUAGGAAGUUAGCCUAAUUUUUUCUUAUUUUAGUGUAAGCCAGUUACUCUUGGUUAUCACUCUUUAACCGCAUUAAGCAUUCAUAGAAUCAUAGAAUAUCAGGGUUGGAAGGGACCCCUGAAGGUCAUCUAGUCCAACCCCCUGCUCGAAGCAGGACCAAUUCCCAGUUAAAUCAUCCCAGCCAGGGCUUUGUCAAGCCUGACCUUAAAAACCUCUAAGGAAGGAGAUUCUACCACCUCCCUAGGUAACGCAUUCCAGUGUUUCACCACCCUCUUAGUGAAAAAGUUUUUCCUAAUAUCCAAUCUAAACCUCCCCCACUGCAACUUGAGACCAUUACUCCUCGUUCUGUCAUCUGCUACCAUUGAGAACAGUCUAGAGCCAUCCUCUUUGGAACCCCCUUUCAGGUAGUUGAAAGCAGCUAUCAAAUCCCCCCUCAUUCUUCUCUUCUGCAGGCUAAACAAUCCCAGCUCCCUCAGCCUCUCCUCAUAACUCAUAAUUCCUUUAACUCCGUCUUGUUUCUAUACUCUGUAUACUUGGUGAAUUAUGUAUGUUCAUCCUGCCAAGUGAGCCUGUCCGUUCCUGUAUGCUUGGGAUGUUUUUAUUUGGCCAUUAUGUUCCAUUGUUUACCAAAGUAGCAUAACUUGGUGUGAUAUUUGUAUAAUCUACAUAAAUCAUGUCUCUUGUAUGCAAUCCUUGCACAUGGACAGAUGUGCAGAGAACAGUCUAUUUUAGUGCUUUGUUUGUUUGUUUAUAUAUUGGACUGGGAAUGUAAUGCAGAACUACAUACAGGAAAUAGCGUGUCUAAUAUAAAUUGUACUGUAAGAGGUAAAUUACUGUGUGAUACAACUCUUAUGCUUUAAAUGCACAGAGACUUGAAUAGAAGUAAAACAGAAGGCUUAAUUGGUAAAAA
Caretta caretta (loggerhead turtle) is the source of this 4733-nucleotide messenger RNA. It is a transcript of the gene TPCN2, whose product is annotated as two pore segment channel 2. Gene Ontology annotation, molecular function: intracellularly phosphatidylinositol-3,5-bisphosphate-gated monatomic cation channel activity; ligand-gated sodium channel activity; voltage-gated channel activity. Gene Ontology annotation, biological process: calcium-mediated signaling; endocytosis involved in viral entry into host cell; transmembrane transport. The record is from RefSeq and is a predicted model, not a curated record. Gene Ontology annotation, cellular component: lysosomal membrane. NCBI's taxonomy places the organism in Eukaryota, Metazoa, Chordata, Testudines, Cheloniidae.